UGACUUGUAGAUGGAUGAAUAGGAGCACAUCUUUAUUUGGAAUUUACCUUUCCUCCAUCUGUCAGCACGCCUCAACUCUCUCUCACUUACACUUACACACACACACACACACACACACACACACACACACACACACACACACACACACACACACACACACACACACACACAUCCUGUCACUUUUCUCAUUUCAUCCACCUUUGAAAGGGAGGCACUUGAAUACACCCAUGUUUAUGUGUGUGUUUGUGUGUGUGUGUGUGAGGGAAGUCCGCACUUGGCCACGCCCCCUGGCCCUAAUUGGGUGUGCAGUUUAAGAGAGGUUGCAUGAGAGCAGUCAGCGUCUCUGCAGCGAUGCUCCUCGUCCUCCUCCUCCUCCUACGAGCGUCCUGCUGCUGCUGCUCCUCCACGCCGUGGAUGAUGGAGAUGUCCAACUACAACUACAACAACCACACCGAGCAUGUACCGGACUACCGCACUGAGCAUGUACCGGACUACCGCAGCACGCACGCCAACAACAACAACACCAUGAUGAUCAUCAACAACAGCAAGAACAAGAACAGGGCAACAACAGGUGGAAGGACAAACAAGUCAGUCACACACAGCGCCUCGGAGCUGAGCUGCCGGGAGCUGCGUUCCACGCGCUACGUGGCAGACGGGCCGUGCCGCAGCGCCAAGCCGGUGAAGGAGCUGGUGUGCUCGGGCCGCUGCAUGCCCUCGCACCUCCUGCCCAACUCCAUCGGCCGCGCCAACUGGUGGAGGAGCGGCGCCUCGGACUACCGCUGCGUGCCGGCGCACUCGCGCACCCGCCGGCUGCGGCUGCACUGUCCCGACGGCGGCACCCGGACUCACAAGGUCCGCGCCGUGACCUCCUGCAAGUGCAAGCGCCUCCGGCCGCACCACAACCGGUCCGAGGCCAAGGAGGUUCCGCGCGGAAAGAAGGACGGCCGCCCGGCUCGGGAGCGCGGCAAGAACGCCACGCCUCUGACCGGCAACUCGUACUGACGCCCGAGGGGGGAAGACGCUCCGGUUGACCGACACAACGCCCUCUGGAGGAGGAGACGUUCAACUCCACAGUUCAUAAGCUAACUGCUGGCUCCACUUUUACAUGACGGACCUUCCAAGUCGGGACGAGGAGACGUGGACUCUGACAUAAACCUGUGACCAAGGAGACGUGGCAUGGACUCUGACAUAAACCUGUGACCAAGGAGACGUGGCAUGGACUCUGUUAUAAACCUGUGACCAAGCAAACACCCGCUAGCUUUAAGGCGCUCCAAAGGAACUGUAAUCCAUCUGCUUCUGCCUAGACGGGACGCUGACAGCUCGGGCUGGGGGUACUGUCAU
Molecule: messenger RNA, 1341 nt
Organism: Nerophis lumbriciformis (worm pipefish)
Lineage: Eukaryota; Metazoa; Chordata; Actinopteri; Syngnathiformes; Syngnathidae
Gene: sost
Product: sclerostin
Biological process (GO): negative regulation of Wnt signaling pathway; ossification; negative regulation of BMP signaling pathway
Molecular function (GO): BMP binding
Source: RefSeq, a predicted model, not a curated record